GUGAAUUUUUUGCAAAGCAGAUAUACUGACACCCAACAAAUUCGCCCGGUCUGUGAAGUCUGCGUUAAAAAAUGACGUUUAAAACUCGAAAACCGUGCCAAUAAAUAGAACGCUCGCGGGUAUGGCGUUUGUUUACUUCGCAGUAAAAAACUUAGGUUAGGCCAAACGCCAACAAACUGUCAGAGCCCCUCUGACCUCGCCUUUGCCAGUUCAGUUGCGUUUAAAAAAAAAUGGACGGGUUCGCGGGUCAUCCUCUCAUCUGCAGGGCAUGCCUCAGGAUCGUGGAGAACAAAACCCAAAGUUUUGGGUUCAUUGAGGAUGCCAAUGGGAACCUGAAAGAUAUGAUAAUGUGUUGCGUGCCAGAGAUGGACACAUACGUAUCCUCGAACCCCAUCAUGUGCUUUCCCUGCAUACAACUGCUGGUAACCGUCUACAACUUCAAGACGAGAUGCCUCAACACGGAAACGAUCAUCCGUUCCUACAUACAGAGGCAUAAUCUCUCAGAAUACAACCACGUAAGCCUAAGUUGCGUCGUCCAGGAACUUAUCAGGUUAAACAAUUAUUUCAGAGACGUCCAACAUAGAAAAAUCGACGGCGACAAACCGAACAUGGAGAAUUGUCCUCAAAAUGCGAACGGCAUGCCGAGAGUCCCGUGUGGGCCGCCUCAGGGCAUACCCGGAUGUCAGCUUAGGCCGUCGGAAGGUCAGGCAGUGCCUAUGGAUCAUGAGAGUGUACCAGGGGGCCGCGUAAUAGAACCGAACGUUCAGGGUGUGAACGUAAACGUGAACGGAAGUCAAAUUGUAGCAGAAAAUCAGUUUGUUCCUAGACAUCGAGACGUGGAGGAACACAGAGGGGUGAUGCAUGGCCUACCAAUAAAUUCGGUACUAUUAAGAAAUCAAGACGGCACGUUGGAAUCUAGAAACGUAACGAGAGAUGAAAUUGUUCCAAACUAUGACACAUCAAAUGAAGGAUUAGAAAAUCUAAACGCACAGAACUAUCAAAAACCUAUAGAUUCAGUUGUUCAAAAUCUUCAUUGUAGUGAAGUAGAAAAUCAAAAUGCAUCAAGUAACGAUUUAGAGGGGAAGGAGAGGGAGAAACAAGACAAAGAAUCAACGACAGCACAACCUGAAGAAAGUACUGACGAUACUACCAAAACUGACACAUCUCAAGAUAAUGUUACGGGCAGUUUUGCUUCGAAAUCUGAAGUGGAAAAAGGCCCCAUAACAGAAAACAGACCAAGACUUAUAAUAAGGAUAUGUAAGAAUAAAAUAACUAUUCCCCAAAAUAAAAAUGAGAAUUUAAACGAGAAGGAAAAUGAAAAGAUGGACGUAGAAGUCAACGGGACAGAAAUGCCUCCGCCCGAAACCGACCCCUUCGACGCCUACCAACCGCAGGACGACAACGAACUCUACCAGUGUUCGAACUGCACCUUCGUCACCACCCACCUGGAUUCCUACGUGAUUCACAAGAACGUAUGCGGCUCCGAAUUGACCGAGAAGAAGUGCCCGCACUGCUCCCACGUGACCAACCGCCAAUAUGCUCUCAACAAACACAUAAACACGAUGCACACCAAGUCCGUAUGGUACAUCUGCGACAGCUGCCCGUACCGCAGCACCGACUCGUCGUGUCUCCGCAGACACAAACGUAACGUGCACCCCGAGCGACUCGGGAACGACCUCAUGUGCCAGAUGUGCUCGUACCGCUGCACCACCGAGUACCACCUCAAGAAACACAUGCUCAAGCACACGGACAACGCGCCGUUGCAGUGCCAGUUCUGCUCGUACUCGACGAGGGACAGGAGCAACUUCAGGAAGCACGUGUUCAUCCACAACCCCACGCCGCAGGGCUGCGAGUUCUGCAGCUACAAGUGCGUGUCGCCGUAUCAGAUGAAGCUGCACCUCAAGAAGGCGCAUCACGGGGUCGGGAUGGAGGACGUGGAUUGUCGGAGCGAGGUGAGCAUCUCCGAGGUGGUGCAGGAUAUCAGCGCCGCGAUAAAAGAAGCGAAAUGCUACGCCACGCAACCAACGGAAUAGUUUACGAUUUUUUUUUGUUUCUGUGAUACGUUGAUCUGUCGAUUGUUUAUUGGGAUUAAGGAUGGCGGCUUGUUCGUUGUUUAAGAAAAUUACCGUGGCGAAUGGACACCCGUGGCUCUUUUUUAAGUUUAUCGGUAACUACAAGUUCGUUUAUCAUGAAAGAUGUUUAUGUUUUCUAGAGAAAGUUAUUUAUUUUCUGUUGUAUAUGUGAAACUUCUAUUAAAGGUAUUAACGUUGACAACGCUCCCAAAUUUGAAAGAUCUCUGACCUCGAUAACUAAUAACUCUUAAAUUUAUCUCGAUACGGUUUUGCUUUCUAACCACACUAUUUUACCAAAGCUAAAUAUCUUUUUCUUUAAUGGAAAAAACACUUAAGUGUAAUCCUAACAAAGAUUUUGAUCCUUCCAAACAUUCCACACAAUAAUGCCGACAAUACUAAACGUGUACAUUGCACCAUUACGCCAAAAGUUUACGCAAUCUCCGGAAAAAGAGUUAUUAGUAAUCAAAGCAGUAUACCAGUUAUAUUUCUUCUAUUAAACGGUAAUAAAUGCUGAGGUAUGUUGUAGAAAUAGUGUUAAAAUAUAUAUUUGUAUAAUGCUAUUUGUGUUCCAGUUUUUAAUAUCAAGAAACCUGUAUCAACCCAAGCUGUAGCAUUUGUAAAAUAAAACCGUGCAAAAUUCA
Anoplophora glabripennis (Asian longhorned beetle) is the source of this 2713-nucleotide messenger RNA. Its product is annotated as RE1-silencing transcription factor B-like. Gene Ontology annotation, molecular function: zinc ion binding. Gene Ontology annotation, cellular component: nucleus. The record is from RefSeq and is a predicted model, not a curated record. The transcript is spliced from 3 exons. Lineage: Eukaryota; Metazoa; Arthropoda; Insecta; Coleoptera; Cerambycidae. The coding region runs from base 231 to 2033 and encodes 600 amino acids. Gene Ontology annotation, biological process: regulation of gene expression.